Messenger RNA from Mycosarcoma maydis (corn smut), 1419 nucleotides. RefSeq lists its product as uncharacterized. The record is from RefSeq and is a predicted model, not a curated record. The transcript has a single exon. NCBI's taxonomy places the organism in Eukaryota, Fungi, Basidiomycota, Ustilaginomycetes, Ustilaginales. The annotation marks the transcript as partial.
GAAUUCUGCUGCCGACCUCUGAGCCCAGUCGCACCAACAUCAUGUCUGCUCAGUGCUGCAUCCGCAACCGACCUCGGUAUGAUCGAGAAAAUGGAUUUCAUGUUUCAACCUGAACAAAAGCAAGUCGGCCCUUCGCUCCCUUAUCGCAGCUUCGCCUUCAUGCGUCGCUCCAAGUCGGUCUGGCUUGUUGCUUUGUUGGCCGCCCUGCUUCUAGGCUUCAGAUCCAGCACGCUUCUUGGUCUCACCAACUUGGCGCCCAUCGUCCAUCACCCUAAAUUCGCUUCGCCUUCUCAGAUCCCAGCGACCAGCUCCACCAUCCUCUCCGCCCGCACCCCACCUUCUCUGGCACUCGCUGCCAACCCAUCUCCUUCCAGUAUUGUCAUUGGGAAAGCCAGAAAACCAAGCCCGGACGCUCAAUGCUCGUGCAGCUCCUCCUCACGUAUCCGCUCAGUAGCGCUUCAGAAGACAUCGGCGACAUCAAAGAGCCUUAGCAUUCUUGGCUGGUCUUCCGUCCAGUCCAGCACGCUCCGAAACGCAGCUCGCUCCUCGAGUCUUGGCGCCAAACACCCCAGAGGAAAACGAUAUGCUGCACACGCAGCACAGAUGGCAUUCAAUACGUACCCCAAUCUGCCCGUCUUCCCAUCUCUGUCCGCAUCUUCGUAUCUCGAAAACGCCACCACCACGACCUGGGCUUUCUGGUUGACCGAACUCAGUCAUGUCUACCAGCGUUCUCUGCAGCCUGCCAUAUUGGCAGCCAAAGAGCAAGCCUACCACGCCGCGCGUCUCGUCCAACGUUAUCACGAGCAGCAGAUCCUGCCCACUUUUGCCGAUUUGCGCCAACAAGCAUUUUACGCUGCCCACCAAACCGCGGAAUUCACGUCGCGAUGUAAUCGAGAGCAGGUGCGUCCCGCUUUCGACUUUGUCCAUGAGCACGCUACCCAAACUGCGCAACGUACCGCCAAGUACCACCAGACCGUGUUGAGUCCUGCGUUUGUGCAAGUCCGUCGCCAGGCUGCCGAGGCGGCAAAGACGACUUGCGAGGAGCUGCACAAAGCCGCCAAACGUACAGCACGGAUGGCCUCGCAGUACAGACAGCAGCAGCUUGGCCGCGGUUUUGUGUCAUUUUGUCAGCAGGCAGCCGAGUCGGCACAGUCCACCGCCAAGUACCGCGAGCAGGCUGUCGUUCUCGCUCUCGCCCAACUUCGGCUGCAAGCAGUUGAGGCGGCCAAAACCGCCUCGGAGGGCGUCAACAAGGCGGCAAAGCACUUCGCUUCUGAGGCGAGCCCAACAGUGCAGCAGAUCAAGGAGGCUACGUAUGUCAACCUCGAGGCACUGCACGUCGACGACUAUGUCGGCUUCAUGAUGUCCACUUUCAAGUCGAUCAAACAGAAUCUGCUCAACGCAGACCAAACUGUCUGA